AUGAGACCAACGUUGAGGAAGGUGGUCUUGAUCGUGCUGUUGGGCCGGGACCAGCCCCGCCGAAAGCGCAGGUCUGUGUGGGUCAAGAGAUGGUUAAAGUCCCGAAAGCAGGCAGGGGAGUUCCACCGUCUCAUUCAAGAGCUUCGACUGUUUGGAGAGGAAUUCCGAAGUUACUUUUGUCUGGACCAAAGCCAGUUCGAUCACCUGCUCCAGAUGGUUGGAGCCAGGAUCACCCGGAUGGAUACCAACUACCGGGAGUCCAUCAGCCCAGUUGAACGCCUGGCGAUUUGUCUCCGAUUCUUGGCGACAGGGGACUCCUACAGGACCAUAGGAUUCAGCUUCCGAGUUGGACGGUCCACGGUGGCAGGCAUUGUCCCCUCUGUGGCACAAGCCAUUUGGGACUGUCUGGUUGGUGAAUACAUGCCUGUCCCCAAGGAGGAAGACUGGAGGGCCAUCGCUGCCGAGUUCCUGGAGAGGUGGAAUUUCCCCAACUGUCUUGGCUCCAUUGACGGGAAACAUGUAGUAAUUCAGGCUCCACCGUGCUCAGGUUCGCAAUUCUACAACUACAAGGGGAAGUGA
Salmo salar (Atlantic salmon) is the source of this 579-nucleotide messenger RNA. Lineage: Eukaryota; Metazoa; Chordata; Actinopteri; Salmoniformes; Salmonidae. The record is from RefSeq and is a predicted model, not a curated record.